Messenger RNA from Mugil cephalus (flathead mullet), 7704 nucleotides. It is a transcript of the gene slco4a1, whose product is annotated as solute carrier organic anion transporter family, member 4A1. Gene Ontology annotation, biological process: sodium-independent organic anion transport; transmembrane transport. The record is from RefSeq and is a predicted model, not a curated record. The transcript has 13 exons. Lineage: Eukaryota; Metazoa; Chordata; Actinopteri; Mugiliformes; Mugilidae. Gene Ontology annotation, molecular function: protein binding. Bases 582 to 2903 code for a protein of 773 amino acids. Gene Ontology annotation, cellular component: membrane.
AUAAAAGAGGGAUGCUAACCAGCAGCGUUGCAGUUAACAGGCUAGGCUACACUUUUUUUUUUCUUUUAGCUUUUUUUCCUCACAGGACCUGAAUGCCUGAACAUUAUGUGAGAGGAAGCGGGCGGAUGAAGUCAAGCAGAAUCCUAAAAGGGGACAGAGACAAGAGACGGGACCAAGCGGUGCAGAAGACAGAACUUCAUUCCGAGGGGUAAAUGAGCGGUGCUGCCUGUUGAACAUGGGACGAGCUGUUGCUGGCUCUCAAAGCUGCAGCCAAGCAGAAGAGCAUUAGCGGGAUGCCAUUUCUCUCUACCAGUGUGAAGUCGUCCGUCCACGCUGCACAGCCUCGCACAGAUAAACGGCAGCACCUGAACCGUCAUGUCUACAGAUUGAGGGGCAGCCACUGAAGCAACUUAAAAAGAUAUUUUAAUCAGCGUUUGGACCCAUGAAGUGCACGAUACACUCCAAGAACAGAUUUGCAACAAAUUCAGUUUUACUACUUUGCUGAUGGUAGACGUAUCACUUCAUCUCCUCGGUUCUUAGACCCCUGUUGCCCCAUCCCACAGAGCCCCUCAGAGGGGGCGAUGCCUGUCUUGCUCAAUGCCGAUGCCUCCUUCAGCUCCAAGCAGGAGCUCCUGGACCUGCAGGACUGCCCUCCUAGUGGAGUUCCCUUGACGGACACUCCUAGUCCUGUGGAUUCCCGGACAGGCAGCCCUCUAGGCUCUGGCCCCAGAAGCCCCGACAGCCUCGGAGGAGAGGACCCACUCCAGCCCCACGUUUUCACCAGGGCUUCGACGCUCUCCGGGCCCAUAUGCACAACCGAAACAAGAUCUCACGUUGACAGUCCCACUGAGCUAACGCUGAAUUCCAGUGACUCGGAUCAGCUCUGUGGAUGGGGGUCUCUGACUCCCAAAGCCAUCCAGGUCUUCAACACCCCCCGCUGGGUGCUGUUCUUCCUCUGCGUGGCCUCUUUCCUCCAGGGAAUGAUAAUCAACGGCUUCAUCAACACGGUGGUUACCUCCAUCGAGCGGCGCUUCGACCUGCGCAGCUACCAGGCCGGCCUCAUCGCCAGCACCUACGACAUCGCCGCCUGCGUCUGCCUGGCCUUCGUCAGCUACUUUGGCGGGACCGGACACAAGCCCCGCUGGCUGGGAUGGGGUGUGCUGAUCAUGGCGCUGGGUUCUCUGGUGUUUGCCCUGCCUCACUUCACCACGGCGCCCUACAUGGUCAGUGUGCCCGAGCAGACAGGGAUGUGCUCCGCGAACCGUACCAGCCCAUGUCAGGGCAAGGAGCACGGAGGAUUGUCCAGCUACCGCUUUGUGUUCAUGCUUGGCCAGUUUCUUCACGGUGUGGGUGCUACGCCUCUCUACACGUUAGGGGUCACGUACCUGGACGAGAACGUCAACUCCAACUAUGCGCCUGUUUAUAUAGGGAUCUUCUACACGGCGGCCAUUGUGGGUCCAGCAGCGGGCUACCUGAUGGGAGGAUACUUCCUCAACAUCUACACCGAGAUCUCCGUCGCGACGGAGAUGACUCCGGAGAACCCGCACUGGGUUGGAGCUUGGUGGAUCGGUUUCCUAGCAGGAGGAGCAGCGUCCUUAUUAGUAGCGUUUCCCAUUCUUGGAUACCCACGUCAGUUACCAGGAUGUCAGGAACAUGUGGCCAUGCGGGUGUCCGAGGCUCACCAGCUCAAGGACGGAAGUCACACGACGGCAUCAGACCCUCAGUUUGGCAAAUCAGUCAAAGACAUGCCGAGAUCCGUUCUGCUUCUCUUAAAGAACCCCCCCUUCCUGUUCCUGUGUUUGGCCGGUGCCACUGAGGCCACCCUCAUUGCUGGCAUGUCCACGUUUGGUCCAAAGUUCUUGGAGUCACAGUUCAGCCUCAGCGCAUCGGAGGCCGCCACGUGGUUCGGAUACAUGGUGGUACCAGCAGGAGGCGGGGGCACCUUCCUCGGUGGCUACAUCGUGAAAAGGUUGAACCUGCGCUGUCGAGGCAUCAUCCGGUUCUGCAUGAUGUGUGCGAUGGUCAGUCUGCUGGCCAUCUUCAUCUUUCUCAUCCACUGCCCCAACGUGCCCAUGGCUGGCGUCACGGCACCGUAUCAGCCCGAUCUGAUGGGGGGACAACAGCUGGACCGGUACAGGCACCUGUAUGACAAGCCCAGCAAACUGCGCCUCAGGAAUAGCUCUUCCAUAGACGAGAACCUGAUGGUGCACUGCAACGCCAACUGUAGCUGCGUCAGGGAGCUGUACAACCCAGUGUGCGGGGCGGACGGUAUAAUGUACUACUCCCCCUGCCACGCUGGCUGCACCUCCAUCAACCACACUGACCCUUCCACGGGCAAACAGGUGUACUCUAUGUGCAGCUGUGUGGUGGGUAACGUGUCCUGGGGGGGCGAGGGCUUCGCUCUGGCUGGGAAGUGUCCCAGCUCCUGCCACCACAUGCCAGUCUUCCUCUCCUUGCUGUUCAUCGUCAUCUGCUUCACCUUUCUCUGUAGCAUACCAGCCCUCACGGCUACGCUCAGGUGUGUGCCAGACAGCCAGAGAUCAUUUGGACUCGGCAUCCAGUGGAUUGUGGUGCGCACACUCGGUGGUAUCCCAGGACCCAUAGCCUUCGGCUCCGUAAUCGACAUCUCCUGCUUGCUGUGGCAGGAUCAGUGUGGUGAGCAGGGUUCCUGCUACCUCUAUCACAACUCAGCCAUGAGCCGGUACACACUGGUCGCCGGGAUUAUCUACAAGGUUUUGGGGACGAUGUUUUUCCUAGUAGCCAGCAUCUUGUACCAGCCUCCGCCGGAGUCACCGCAGAGCAGCUGUGAGAGCACCGACCACGGUCUGGGACACGGUUGCGACCUGCCCAUCAAAGACCUGCCCGAGGACGGCGUCAUCGUCAACCUGCACGCGAGGUUAUGACGUCAAGACGCCUCGUAGUAGCCACCGAUGGAGUGCGUGAGACAAACAGCCCCAGAAUGCCUUCAUGCACACACUCACACUAACACACACACUUUUUCUAUAGCACAUUAUGACUCUUGACAUGCUGCUCUUUUUGGAAAAAAAAAAAAGAAAUCCUGCUUCGGCUGCAUGUGUGUGCAUCUGAGUGUUUGGUUGACAGGGCUAAGCCACACACUUCGUUUUAUUUAUGUACAAGAAGCAUCAAAAAAGUCAUCAGUUCAUGAGCUUUUAGAAACUGAUUUCAUUUCUGUUUCAUGAGACUAUGAGACGUCUGACAACUACUGUGUGUGGUGCGUGAAGCAUUUAUAUCCAUCUUCUUCUUCUGUUCCGUCGACUUUAUUUUCUACCCACAGACGAAGCCAUGGCCUAAUAUGCUGUGCACAAAUAUCUACGGCCGGUUAUAAUCCAGUCCUUUCAUUUCACAUGUCUUAUUUAAGGCCAACAGUGUCAAUGGGCCCUCGAACCUAUUUCAGAAAGUAUUCAGAACCUUUUUUUUUUUGCUCGCUAGUAGUUGAAUUAAUGUACUUUCGAUUUUUCAAAUAGCAGAAGUAUCCAGACCUCAAAUGAACCCCUUUGGCUGGAUGUCAGGGCUUUGGCCGAUUGGCUCAUGAACAAUCAGAGACUUGUCCUGAAGCUCCUCCAGCUUUGUGUUGGCUGUUUGUUCCAGGCCAGCGAGCGCGGUGCAGAAAUGAGACAUCCAAUCCUGGGUCGUCUUUGAGGUCCUCCCUCGGGAUUCCGUCAUGCGUCACUGAUGGUAUCAAAAACAAAAAAGUGCCUGAAAUACCUGCCCCAAGGAGAAGAAGUUUAAUACAGUGAAGCUAAUUCCAAGUGGAAUUGUAGGUGUCUAAUUUUUAAAUUGGCUUCCAACAUUAAGAUCAGACUAAAUCUUCAUUCCCACAGGAUUAGUUUUGCGUGUGAUUUAGAACUUACACCCCUAUGUCUGUGUUUCCUGUGGUGCCUAACCCCAACCCUAGCCCUAGCCCUAACCCUAACCCUUUGCACAGGAUCUGGGUUUAGAUCCAUCGUCUGAUUGGGGCCUUUCUUUCUGUGUGGAGUUUGCAUGUUCUCCCUGUGUCUGCGUGGUUUCCCUCCGGGUACUCCAGCUUCCUCCCAAUGUCCGAAGACAUGCUUGUUAGGCCAGACCAGGAUAUAUCCUGCCUCUCACCCAGUGACAGCUCUCUCAGGCUCCCGACCUCCCCAUCGCGACCCUCCAGAGGAGAAGCGAUUCCAGAAAAUGAAUGAAUGGUUAUGAUGUCUCUGCUACUCUCCACUUCACUCCAAUACAGUGUGCAGAGUUAAUAGCAUGCCUUUUAUUCCUCUCAUAUUUUUAAAAUUAAAAACAUGAUGAGAAUUCACAAACUACCUGGCAGUAUUUGAAACAUCUCCACCUUUACUGACAUUAAUCUCUUUACUUGAUAAUUAUCAAAGCCUGAACAGACGUGUGGGUGCAACGUUGGUUCACACAGUCUCUCUUGGGAUCAAUGCAGCCUAAUUACAUCGUGUUGUAUUUAUUUAUUUAGUUUUUCUUAUGAAUGUAAAUCCGCAAAACGUCAAAAAGCAUAGGGGUAUAAAAUGUGUAAUAAUAUUAGCAGAAAGAAAGUAGCAGAGACGUCAUAACCAAGGACAAAUUCAGUCACUUCUAUAGAGAGUUCUUGGACUUCAAUGCAAUUCGAUGCAGUUUGGAACGAAUGGUCUGAUACUUUUAAGUUUUAGUUCUGUUUGCAAAAAUUCUAAAAUCAUGUUUCCACAUGUUGCCAUUGAAUCUAAAUGAAAACGUGAAGAAAAAAAACUAGUCUGAAUACUUUCUGAACUUAUACAAUUAUGAAUGAUUAAUAUGUGACAAAACAGCAGCACAAAUACGUCACGACUAUAUUUUGAAUCAAAAAAAGCACAUGUGUAUUUUUGAUAGCUACAAGACAGUUUUUUGAUGCAUCGUGGGUCGUAUUUAAAUUUCAAUGUAGUAAACAGACGGGAAGAAAAAAACCUAACUGCGAUGGACUUGAAAUCCAUGUACAUACAGAUAGAUUACUCUCUGCCAAAUUAACAGCAACAGCUCCGAUGCUUCUCUUCGGGAGAAACUGCAUUGCUGCACUUUAACAAACUUUAAUGUUUAUCUUAAAAAGGGCCGCUGACAGCAGCUUUUUAAAACGGUCAGAUGUUGCAAGAAAAUGACAUUGUGUUGUAAACUAAUUCAACUCGAGGUUAAAACUUGCCAUGAAUAUGAUUCACUGAUUAACUUAAGAAGCCAGACCGACUGAUCAGGCCCCCGCAAAGAUCUCCAGAGCCAAUGAAAUUGCCUGGGUGGGGCUUCGUGCACAGUGACAUUUCUAAUAAAGCAGCUUGACUUAAAGCUUAUGAAAUGUAGCUUUUCUCAAGACCAUGUUAAUUUACAAGUUCAAGUCAGAUUUUGUGAGCCGUGGCCAAAAGUUUUGAGAAUGACACAAAGUGUUGGUUUUCACAAAGUUUGCUGCUUCAGUGGUUUUAGAUCUUUUUGUCAAAUGUUACUGUGGCAUACUGAAGUAUAAUCAUAGCCAUUUGUAAAUGACAAAGGCUUUUAUUGACAGUUACGUUGAGUUUUUGAAAAGAGUCAAUAUCUGCAAUGUUGACCCUUCUUUUUCGAGACCCUUAUAAUUUGCCCUGGUCAAUUAACUUCUGGGCCACAUUCUGACUGAUGGCAGCCCACUCUUGCAUAACAAAUGAUUGGAGUUUCUCAGCAUUUGUGGGUUUUUAUAUGUCCACCAACCUCUUGAUCUACUGCAAGUUCUGAACGGGAUUAGAUGGACCCAAAAUUUCGAUGUGUUAUUCCCCGAGCCAUUUAGUCAUCUCUUUUGUCUCAUGGCGGAGUGCUCCAUCAUUCCGGAAAAAGACAUUAUUCACCGCCAAACUGUUCUUGGAUGGUUGGGAGGCGUUGCUCUCGGAGGAUGUUUUGGCGACCCCACAAAUGAAUGGUCUCAGGAUUCUUUACUGUUGGCGUGAUGCAGGACUGAUGGUAGCGCUUACCUUUUCUUCUCCAGACAAGCUUUUUUCCAGAUGCCCCAACCAAUCAGAAAGGGGAUUCAUCAGAGUAAAUGAGUUUCCUCAGCAGUCCAGUCCCUGUCCCUGAUGUAUUUUCCUGGAGAGAAGUGGCUUCUUUGCCGCCCUUCUUGACACCAGGUCAUCCUCCAAAAGCCUGCAGAUGCACUCACGCCUACCUGCCACCAUUCCUGAGCAAGCUCUGCACUUAUCAUGCCCCCGUCCUGCAGCUGAAUCAACUUUAGGAGACAGUCCUGGCGCUUGCUGGACUUUCUUGGGCGCCGUGAAUUCUUCUUCACAACAAUUGAACCUCUCUCCUUGAAGUUCUUAAUGAGCCAAUAAAUGGUUUAUUUAGAUAAACCCUCUUAAAGGCAGCAACAUCCUCACCAGUGAAGUCCUUUUUAUGCAAAGCAAUGGUGACUGCACGUGUUUCCUGUAGGUAACCAUGGUUAACAGAGGAAGAACAGUGGUUUCAAGCACUUCCCUGAUUUAAAAGCUUCCAGCCUCGUUUUAACAAACACCUGUGUUGACUAGAGAGUCACUGGCAUGAUGUUAGCCGGUCCUUUUAUGGUCCUUCAUUUUCAUCACUAUUCAAAUUGACAUCAUCAAAAAUGAGGCAGCAUACUUUCUGAAAAUUAAUACGUGUCAUUUUCAAGAGUUUUGGCCAUGGCUGUACCUGCACUGCUAAAUAACCAACCUCCCGCGUCCAAACUUUUUUUUUCCUGAUAACGCAUCUGCAGAGACCUGCUGGGCCAAUCAAAAUGUUCGGUCUGGUUUCUAUGUGGUGAUGGACAGAAGAGCUACAGCAACUCGGCCUCAUACGUCAACUGAGCAUCAUGGAGUUGAAUUUAUUUACAACUAGAUGGCUGGUUCUGGUUGGUUGUUGGACUAUUCAAUUGCUUGCCGAGGAGUUUUUCUUUCUUUCUUUCAGUUUAAACACAUUUGAAAUCCAGAUGGCGCACUACCAGACUCAUAUUCUGAAUUGCUACCCGAGGCUUUGGCCCUGUGUUUGCAGCAAACAUUGACGCAAUGUCUGGCUGGUUUUAAACGCUGAUGUCAGAAAGCCUUUAAUAUUCUAGGAAGCUGCUUGUAAGCUGGGUCUGUAAUGGCCGACGCACAAUUGGCAACUCACACAGCAUAAGAGAAAAAAAAAAUAAAUCACAGCACUGUUAUCUGGACCUAGUUAUCACAGUACUGUAAGUACACAAAUGUGCCAAAGCAGCUUUGCUUAACAACUCUUGCACUUGUUAUUUUUAUGUUUGUUUUGUUUUUAUCAUUUACCUUAUUUAUGCAAAUAAUUUAUUGAUAAUGUUUAAGCUUUUACGUUAGAUUUUUGCAUCAAACAGGAAUGCUGCCCUGGCUCCGCCCCCUUGUCCUCUCAUCUGUACCGUUAACGUGAUAUGAAGUGAAACACAACCUGCUGGAUGUUGCCUGUUUUGUUGUUGUUGUAGUAGUUCUCUGUUCCAGCUGAUGUCGAGGGGUUUUUAUUUCCAUAUGAAUGUAUAUAUAUGCAGUCAUCCUAGCUGUGCUUUUACGUCCCUGAGCUUUGACGAACAUGUAAACUGAUUUCUAUUCAUUUUUUUAUUAUUAUUAUUAUAUUGUUUUUGAUUUUUGGUACUGUAUAAUUUUUAUUUUUAUUUUUAAAGGGGAAAAAAAGAAAUGAAGGAAACGUUAGACUUGAAAUCUAUUAUCUUUUUACGGAAUGAUUCUAAGAUGUCAAGUGUUUUCUAAUUACAAAAGCUGAACAGCA